AUGAAUAAUAAUAAUAAUAAUAAAAAUAAAUCUGAAUCAACAACCGUGUAUUUAGGUAAUACACGUACAAUACCAAAUGAAUAUCUAUCUGAAUAUUGUUCAAAAUUUGGUCUUGUUCUUGAUUGUUCACGUCGUUUAUUAUCUUCAGAACAAGCUUCACUAGUUGAUUUCACAUUUGUUCGUUUUUUAAAUAUACAAUCAUCAUUAAAAUUUCUUUCGACAUCACCUCAUAUUCUUAAUAAUGGUAUUAGUCUUGAUGUAAGAUCAUUUAGUGAUAUUCUUCAUACAGCUGUUCCUUUAUAUGUUGAUCGAAAAAUUUGUAUCAAAAAUCUUCCAAGUCAUAUAUCACUUAAUGAUAUAAAAAAAUAUUUACGUACAUUUGGUACAAUAAAACAAGUAAUUUCAGAAAUAAAUGAUAAUCAAGAAAAAUAUAUUUAUAUUGAAUUUGAAUCAGCUGCAACAAGAAAUAAAUUAUUAAAAGGAAAAAUAAAAUAUCAUCGUAUAUGUGAUCAUAUAUUAGAUAUUUUACCAUUAUUAAGACCAACUGAUGUUGAUCUUUAUAAAAUGGAAGAACAAAAUAUUUCAAAUUUAUCAACUUCUACGGAUGAUUCAAGUACAUUAAUUUAUUUAGAACAUGAAUAUAAUUUAAAAAUUCAUGAACAAUUUAAUUUAAUCGAUAAUCAGAUAGCAGAAUUAAUUAAACAAAAACGUCAGAAUUAUGAACAAAUUCGAAAAAUGAUUCAAUAA
Messenger RNA from Rotaria sp. Silwood1, 747 nucleotides. The record is from the annotation of a GenBank genome assembly. Lineage: Eukaryota; Metazoa; Rotifera; Eurotatoria; Philodinida; Philodinidae.